AUGGAUAAUUCUACUAGUUUUCAGGAACGAGUGGAUACAACAGAAGAAGCAGAAGAGACACUUUCUCUUUGUGAUUUUCCUCUAAACUUUAACGAAUCCGAGAAGAAGGAUUUUUCCAAGAUUCAAGAUCGAAGUUCUUCUUUGUCUGAAUCCUCAGAUUUGUUCGAGUUCUUCAGUGAUGUCAGUUCCGACAUGUCCCAUGCUGAAGACAUCAUUUUCUGUGGUAAACUCGUACCCUACAAAGAACAACAUCUUAUCAAGGAUCAUACUCACAAUUCUCUCUCUAUAGAUGAUAAUAGCUUAAUGAAUUUUAAUACAAGAAGCUGCGAAUCAUUGUCUGAUCAGUACACAAGAUCACACAAGACGAAGAAGUUGAUAAGAAACAGCAGGGCUUUAUAUUACAGAAAACUCAGUAAUUCAAGCUUGGUUAUGAAAUCUGACGACUCGGAAAUUCAAAGAAGUUCAUCAAAGAGUUCGACAAAAUCUGAUCCGGGAUCAAAGGUAUCUAAACCAGGAUGGUCUAUUUUGAUGUUUGGCCUAGUGAAAUUCCCACCAGAAAUGGAUCUCCAAGAUAUAAAAAACCGGCAGGUUCGCCGGAAUAUUUCAAGGAGUGUGUUUCCGGCGGCUGAGAACCGUGUGAAGGCUCCAGCUAGACGGAAUGACCGGAGAAAUUCUUGGGGUAAUGAUUUGUUAAGUGCGUUAAGUUGUAAAGAUUAUGCAAGCGUAGCCGUGACCGCAUCCAUUGAUUCCGUGCCUCAGGUCUGA
This is a messenger RNA of Fraxinus pennsylvanica, 765 nucleotides long. The record is from the annotation of a GenBank genome assembly. Lineage: Eukaryota; Viridiplantae; Streptophyta; Magnoliopsida; Lamiales; Oleaceae.